CACAACUCUCGUGGCUUUAACUCUUGCACCCAAAAGAAUCAUAUAGAUAGAGGAACAAGAACGCCCCCUAUUUCCAAUUUAGGGUCUCUUCCUUCUCCAAUCGAAAGAGAAGCAAAUCAAAGAAAGAAACAAAUAUGCCGAAGAACAAGGGUAAGGGAGGUAAAAAUAGGAAGAGAGGAAAGAACGAAGCUGAUGAUGAGAAAAGAGAACUCGUUUUCAAAGAAGACGGACAAGAAUAUGCGCAAGUCCUACGUAUGCUUGGUAAUGGAAGAUGUGAAGCUAUGUGUAUUGAUGGUACUAAACGUCUUUGUCAUAUACGUGGUAAGAUGCACAAGAAAGUUUGGAUCGCUGCUGGUGAUAUCAUUCUUGUUGGCCUUCGUGAUUAUCAGGAUGACAAGGCUGACGUGAUCUUGAAGUACAUGCCUGAUGAAGCCAGGUUAUUGAAGGCAUAUGGAGAGUUACCAGAGAAUACAAGGCUUAAUGAGGGCAUUGCUAAUGGUCUGGAUGAAGAGGAUGACAAUUGUGCUGAUGAUUACAUUGAGUUCGAGGAUGAAGACAUUGACAAAAUCUAAUCUAAACUCAAAACUGUUGUUAGUGAAUCCUGUCAUAGGCCUUACUAACAUUUUUGUGGCGUUCUUUUUCCAUAAACAUUGAAAGAGUAUUUUUGUGCAUCGUUUGAAGUUGUAUGAUUGAGCUUUGUGCAUUGGAGUUCUGUAUGGAAACUAUGCUUCCAUGAAACGAAUGGAAUAUUCUAGCUAGUUUCUGUUCA
Messenger RNA from Capsicum annuum, 769 nucleotides. RefSeq names its product eukaryotic translation initiation factor 1A. The transcript has 2 exons. The coding region runs from base 135 to 572 and encodes 145 amino acids. Gene Ontology annotation, molecular function: RNA binding; translation initiation factor activity. The record is from RefSeq and is a predicted model, not a curated record. Gene Ontology annotation, biological process: translational initiation. Gene Ontology annotation, cellular component: cytoplasm. NCBI's taxonomy places the organism in Eukaryota, Viridiplantae, Streptophyta, Magnoliopsida, Solanales, Solanaceae.